Aspergillus terreus NIH2624 is the source of this 1200-nucleotide messenger RNA. RefSeq lists its product as uncharacterized. Gene Ontology annotation, biological process: mitochondrial respiratory chain complex I assembly; biosynthetic process. The transcript is spliced from 2 exons. NCBI's taxonomy places the organism in Eukaryota, Fungi, Ascomycota, Eurotiomycetes, Eurotiales, Aspergillaceae. The record is from RefSeq and is a predicted model, not a curated record. Gene Ontology annotation, cellular component: mitochondrion. The coding region runs from base 1 to 1200 and encodes 399 amino acids.
AUGUCGCUAUACAAAGAUCUCACCCUCUCCUCUCGCGCAGGGAGGCAAAUAUGCCGACUCUCUUCCACCUUCACCAAUUCUAUAUUCUCGCAGGGAAGACAUUUCAGUCACUCCCGUUCGGCCGCUGCCAACGCAAGGACAGGAGCAGCAGAGGCCGAAGUCGAGGCAGCACGGAGAUACUGCGUUGAGCUUCUUUCAAAAUAUGACCGUCCCUCCUACACCCUCAGCUCCUUCAUCCCCCGCCAUGCGCAGCCCUUCUACCUCGCCCUCCGCGCCCUCAACGUCUCGCUCUCCAUGAUCCCCGACACCACCUCUUCCUACACCAUCGGCCUGAUGCGCCUGCAGUUCUGGCGCGAUGCCGUCGCCAAAACGCUGUCCGGCUCCCCGCCGAAAGAACCUAUCGCCAUUCUCCUCGCCUCCGCCAUCUCCGAUCUCCACGACCGCACCCAGGGCCGCGCGCGCAUCAGCAAAGGCUGGCUGAACCGCAUGAUCAACGCGCGCGAGCAAACUCUCACCAACGACCCGUACCCCGAUCUUGCCGCCCUGGAAUCCUACGCCGAAAACACCUACUCCACUCUCAUGUAUCUCACGCUGUCCGCCCUGCCCAUGACCUCCGUCACCGCCGACCACGUCGCAUCGCAUAUCGGAAAGGCCUCCGGCAUCGCCGCCGUCCUGCGCGGACUGCCCCUCGUCGCCUUUCCGCCGCCGCCGUCCCACCAGCCGACUCAGAGCACGGGGAUCAUGACCGGCGGCGCCAAGCAGGGCGCCGUCAUGCUUCCGCUGGAUGUCAUGGCGCAGGCCGGUGUGAAAGAGGAGGAUGUGUUUCGACAGGGUGCGGAUGCGCCCGGGUUGCGCGAUGCGGUGUUCACCGUUGCCACACGCGCAAGUGACCACCUCAUCACCGUGCAGCAGAUGCUGAGCAAUCUCCGCGCGGGUCGGGACGUGGGUCAUGAUUUCGAGCACGAAGGUGAGGAAGGCCAUGAGUAUGGCUCCGAGCACGAUGUUUCCGGCCAGCGACCCGAGACCCCUCUGGAUGAGGUGAACCGUGCCUUCGGCGUGUUCAUGCCGGCUGUGGCAACGCGCCUGUGGCUCGACAAGCUGGAGAGUUUCGACUUUGAUAUCUUCCGGCCGGAAUUACUUCGGUCUGAGUGGAAAUUGCCCUGGAAGGCUUACAUGGCGUACAGCCGCAAAACACUCUGA